Messenger RNA from Punica granatum (pomegranate), 1538 nucleotides. The record is from RefSeq and is a predicted model, not a curated record. Lineage: Eukaryota; Viridiplantae; Streptophyta; Magnoliopsida; Myrtales; Lythraceae.
GGAUCUGGCGAAACGGGUCAAGUUUCCCUUCCCCGCCCGGAACCUAACUUCCGGCCCCCUAAACCCUACGGCUUGCCUGGCGUUUGAACGCCGGGAAACUGAGAGUGGAAAUCAAUGAGAAAAUGACGGAAAGCACGGAACGCUCGAUCGGAACUCCGUCUGAGAGUCCCCAGAGGCCUUCAAAGAUUGCAAAGAUCGAGUCUUGCAGCGACGAAGAAGUAGAACCGAGCGACUCUGCCCAACCCAUGAGCCACAAGCCUGGAAUCCAAAGGUAUCUGGUGGCGAUUGAAUACAUUGGGACUCGGUUCUCUGGGUCCCAGCAGCAGCCCAAUUGCAGAACAGCGGUCGGCGUUCUCGAGGAAGCUUUUCUGAAAUUUGUGGGGCAGCCUGUCUCGAUUUUCUGCUCCAGUCGUACUGAUGCAGGAGUUCAUGCCUUAUCAAAUGUUUGUCAUGUUGAUGUGGAACGCAUCAGUAAACGAAAGCCUGGUGAAGUGUUACCACCUCAUGAACCUGCAGUGGUGAGAAGAGCUGUUAACCAUUUCUUACAGGUUGAAGGAGAUAUAAUGGUAACUGACGUUCGAUGUGUUCCGGCUGAUUUUCAUGCCAGAUAUAAAGCUCGUGAAAGAACAUAUUUCUAUCGUUUGCUAUCGGGGUCAGAGCCUCUCUCAACUUUUGAGAAAGACCGAGCAUGGCAUGUACCAGAAGUGUUAGAUGUCUGCGCUAUGCAGGAAGCUUGCAAAGUUCUUGUUGGGCACCAUGAUUUCAGUUCCUUCAGAGCAGCAGGUUGCCAGGCAAACUCGCCUAUCAGGACAUUAGACGAAUUUAAUGUUACUGAGGUGGUUCCAUCUCCUUAUUUUCCUUCAAUUGCGGAUAGAAGAGAAGAAGAUCUAGGGAAUGAAGAUCCUCGCAUAGGUUCAGAUAAGUCAGAGGCUGGGUUGACUGGUGAAAGAGUUGAAAGCACCACUAAGCUGACUGAUCUUGGAUUUGGGAUAAGAAAAAAGCAUCGAUGCUUUGUGGUAACUGCACGUGCUCGCUCUUUUCUAUACCACCAGGUUAGACUGCUUGUUGGUGUUCUAAAAGCUGUAGGUACUGGAGAUUUGACAACUUCUGAUGUGAAAAGAAUUUUGGAUGCGAAGGAUGUGACUAAGGCAAGUCCGAUGGCUCCUGCUUGUGGUCUCUACCUCGGGCACGUCAGAUAUGAUCUCUCUGGGCUCUGAUCUACAAAAUACCCACUACUAUUGAAGAACGUCCUGCCAAAGUUAAUCCCUGUGUCAAACCCAUUCUUAGGUGGAUCCAGACGAUAUCGAUACUCAACAUUGGGUCCCAAAAUAUCCCAAGUUAUCGAUGUGGAGUAGGCGAGAACUUAUCGUAAUGCAUGCAGCCUGAUUUUAGCAUGAUACAGGCUGCCUGUUCCCUCAUUUAUAGUCUUCAUCCUUUGUAUUCAAAUGAUGGAACUUGCUUGCAUAUCAGCGUCAGCUGUUAAAGUUGUACUUUGCUACGAGCUUAAUCAUAACCUUGCUUCAUUAUGAAAUUCUUUC